Messenger RNA from Paramecium tetraurelia, 1404 nucleotides. RefSeq lists its product as uncharacterized. The record is from RefSeq and is a predicted model, not a curated record. The transcript is spliced from 4 exons. Gene Ontology annotation, biological process: transmembrane transport. Gene Ontology annotation, molecular function: transmembrane transporter activity. Lineage: Eukaryota; Ciliophora; Oligohymenophorea; Peniculida; Parameciidae.
AUGAAUGAUAAUGAGAAACAGGAAUAAUCAUAAAAGUUGAUUAGUAAUAAUUAAAAAUCCUGGCAUAAUACCAAUGUUAGAUGGAUAGCAUUGAUAUUGGCAUGUCUUUUUUAAUUUGGAAGUUAUUUCAGCACAGAUUAUCCUUCAGUUUUGGCAGAAGAAAUUAAAGAUAGCUUCGACAAAAGUUAGUCAGAUGUGAAUCUCCUCUAUACUUAUUACUCAAUGCCCAAUGUGAUUUUGCCUCUAUUAGGAGGAUUAUUCAUUGAUGCAAUUGGAAUCAGACUUGCUAUGGUUGGUUUCUUUGCUAUCCUAAUAGUGGGUUAAUUUCUUUGCUAUAUUUCAGCAGUCUCUGGUAACUUUACAGUAAUGCUAAUUGGUAGAUUAGUCUUUGGAUUAGGCGGUGAAAACUGUGUUGUAGCUUAAUCAUAUAUUGUGAGUAAAUGGUUUUUUGGAAGUGAAUUAGCAUUUGCAUUGGGUUUGAAUAUUACAUUUGCAAGACUCGGGUCUGUGUUAGGAGCAAUUUUGUUAGGAAAAACAUAUAUUUGGUUUGGAGAUAGUUUGUCUGCAUCUAUGUUUUUUUGUUUGGCUCUGCUAAUCUUGGCAUGGGUGGAUGCUAUCAUUCUCGCUUUACUAGAUAAAUAUUCUGAUAAAAGAGACAAAGUGGAAGCCAAAAUUGAAGGAGAUAAAAUAAAAUUAAGUGAUAUCAAAGAAUUUAAGUUGGAUUUUCAUCUUCUAACUCUCAGUUGUCUCACUUGCUACUCGGCAUUCUUUUUAUUUUAAUACAAUAAUGUUGAAAUGUUCAAACAUAUAUAUCAUAUGAGCUCAAAUUAAGCCAAUAAUGUCUAUAGUAUCCCAUACUACUCAGCUGCAAUCUUAACUCCCAUAUUUGGAUAUGUAAUUGACAAAUUUGGUAGAAGAACUCAUCUAUUAGUUUUAUGUGGUGGCUUAUUAGUGUUAGUAAAUCUUAUAUUUGUGUCAAUCGUUUGCGAUGAACAAGAAGUUUGUCUUACUGCACCAAUUUUAGGAUAAAUCCUAAAUGGAAUCUAUUACUCCUUAUAUGCUGCAGUGAUGUGGCCUUGUGUUCCUUUAUGUGUACCUGAAAGAGCUGUGGGAACAGCAUUUGGAGUUGUGAAUGCUGUCUAGAACAUUGGUUUAACAGUGUUCCCAGUUAUAGUCGGUCAUUUGAUUUCAGAUGAAACCCCAGCAGCCUACAGACAUAUGAUGUUAUUCUUGGGCAGUACUGCCAUUAUUGGGUUGAUUAGUAACAUUGGAUUGUGGUUUGUUGAUAAAUAAAACGGAGGUAAGAUGGCCAAACCUAGUCUCAAAGAUAAUACCGAAGUCUAAGAUUUAAACAUUCAACAACAGGAAAGUGAUACUCCAAAUUCUGAACCUAAAGUAGAUUGA